AUGGAUAAACAAACUACUAGGAGAGCUCCAGUUACAACCAAUAUAAGGGUUGUACUAUUCACAAUAUUAAUAACAUCUAUAACCAUUAUAAUGUUAAUCAAAUUAGCUCCAUUCUCAGGAUGUCAUCACAAUCAUCAUAACCAUCAUGGUCAUCAUCACAACAAAGAUAAGCUUCAUACACCACAUCUUCCUGUAGUUAAUGCUACUGGUAGUGGUAGUACUACAGUUUCGAAUAGUCAAAGAAUCAUUGUUAUUGAUGAUAAUGAUGAUUUAGAAGAUGCUAUUGCCGGAUUAUCUUCUAUUGGUUCACUUUCUUAUAAAUCCAUUUUAACUACUCAUAUUAUCAAACGUGCCGAUGGUGAUAAUACUUCAACUCCAGCCACCCCAUCAGUAACAAGUGAAUCAACCCCCAUCUCAUCUACUGAAUCUUCAACCCAACCAACCACAUCUGAACAAACUACCACAUCUAGUGAAACCACAACCACUUCCCAUUCAGAAACCACCACAUCUUCAACAACUUCUUCAGAACAUACUACUACCACUUCUUCGGAACGCACUACAACAACCCUGUCAACAACUUCUUCUGAAGCUGAAGAAACUACUGAAUCUGAAACUUCUGAACCCGAAGAAACCUCAACAACUUCAACUACUUCAUCAACUACAUCUUCUCAAACAACUACUUCAGUUUCAAGAGUAGUUACUACCAUGAGUUCAGUUGAUAAUGGAAGAACUGUUAUUAUUACUCAAACUUCCACUAUUACAAACCCAACUCCUACUUCAUCUAGUAAUGAAGAUAAUAAUAAUAAUAGUAGUGGAUUAUCACAAACUAAUAGAAUUGUUGUUGGGGUUGUUGUUGGUGUUGGUGGUUCUAUUUUGAUUGGUAUUAUCGGAGUUUUAUUUUAUUUAAGAAAGAGAAAUAGUCGUGAUUAUGAAAAUGGUGGUUGGACUUUCUGGAGAAAGAAUGAAAAAGUUGGUAGUGAUGAAUUCUUUAAUGGUGAAUUAGGUGUUAGAGAUAGAAAUAUUAAUCAAGGGUCAAACUUUUAG
Hemisphaericaspora subhashii is the source of this 1044-nucleotide messenger RNA. It is a transcript of the gene DFI1, whose product is annotated as Dfi1p. The transcript has a single exon. The record is from RefSeq and is a predicted model, not a curated record. The coding region runs from base 1 to 1044 and encodes 347 amino acids. NCBI's taxonomy places the organism in Eukaryota, Fungi, Ascomycota, Pichiomycetes, Serinales, Debaryomycetaceae.